AUGUUGUAUAGCUUUCGAAGAGCACGGACAAGAACCACCUUUAUCUUGUUGGCGGUGAACAUUGUGCUCUGCGCCAUAUCCGUACUCCAUUGGAUAGUAAACUCGGUGGUCAUCUUGGGUGUCGUUUCGGUGGGUAGGGCUGAAGUGCUCGUCAUCGUAUUGUUUCUUGUCUUCAACUAUAUUAUCAGCGAUGCCAUCGUUAUAUGGCGAGUAUGGUUGAUCUGGGAGCGUAAUGCAAAAAUAUGUAUCCCGUCCUUUGUCUGUCUUAUUGAGACACUAGUGAGUGUCUUGAUUGGCAUAUCCUCCCGGGAUCGAUCCUUCGGUCUUGUUGCUUUAAUCUGGGGCUCCCUUUUGGGCUCGAAUUUAUGGACAACAUCGGUAAUAGCUUGGCGAGCGUGGUUCAUCGAAUCACAUUGCUUCUCCAUGCCCCACGAGGUCACUAACUGGUGCCUGCAUUCACCGUAG
Heterobasidion irregulare TC 32-1 is the source of this 465-nucleotide messenger RNA. RefSeq lists its product as uncharacterized. The transcript is spliced from 3 exons. The record is from RefSeq and is a predicted model, not a curated record. Bases 1 to 465 code for a protein of 154 amino acids. NCBI's taxonomy places the organism in Eukaryota, Fungi, Basidiomycota, Agaricomycetes, Russulales, Bondarzewiaceae.